Apis florea (little honeybee) is the source of this 1786-nucleotide messenger RNA. RefSeq names its product small ubiquitin-related modifier. Lineage: Eukaryota; Metazoa; Arthropoda; Insecta; Hymenoptera; Apidae. The record is from RefSeq and is a predicted model, not a curated record. Gene Ontology annotation, molecular function: protein binding.
AAUAGCUACUAAACGUUAAAAUUUUUAUUUUAAGAAUAGAAGACUGUGAAACUGACAAAAGCGCGGCGCCAUAUUGCGUGCUUGUGUUUGGUUACUGUUCUGGCGCGUGGUCAAGAAUUGUUAUAUUUAAUUAAUUACCAUGUCUGAUAAUCAGGAACAAAAACCCGAAGCCGGCCCAGGCGACGCGAAUUCUGAAUAUAUCAAGCUUAAAGUUGUUGGAAAUGACAGCAAUGAAAUUCACUUUAGGGUAAAGAUGACCACUCAAAUGGGUAAACUCAAGAAAUCGUAUAGCGAUCGUGUGGGUGUUCCUAUGACAUCACUCAGGUUUCUAUUUGACGGUAAAAGAAUUAAUGAUGAUGAAACACCAAAGCAGUUGGAAAUGGAAAAUGAUGAUGUUAUUGAAGUAUAUCAAGAACAGACAGGUGGUCACUAUUGAAGAAAUCUACUAAGUUUCAAUCUCUUUUAAAGUGAAAGUGACUAUCGUAAAGAAAUGGACAAGUUUAUCAGUAUAUAUAUAUGUAUGUUAAAAAAACAUUAUGUAAUUUGGUUUUUUACGUAACAUUUUGAUGUGCUGUUCUACAUUCCUGUAACGUGGCAAAGACCAUCAACAGUCAGUUUCAUACAAUGUAUAUGUUUAUCCAACAAAAACAAAACAAAAAAAAAAAGAUACAGAACUAAAAAAAGAAUCAUGCCUUAAAUGCUGUGAGUUUUGUCCAUUAAUAACAUUUGGCAAUAUAUUUGCAUCUUAUGAAUUUCUAAAUUCUUAGAUUUAGAUCAUGAUUUUUAGUUUUGUUAUUAAAACAUAAUUAUUAUAUAAUAUAAAUAUGAUUUAAACAAAAUUGUUGCGUUUAAGGUACGUCUAUAAUAAAAGAAUAAUUGUAAUAUUUUCCCUUUGCCUUUUUAUGUAAUUUUAAUAUUAAUAGAAAUAUUUUCUACUUGAAAAGUAUACAUUCACUAAUCGUAAAAAAAUUUAUUCUCUUCUGUAUUGAUAAGCAUGAAAUAAUCAAUGUAAGUAAUGUGGAUGCUUCUGAAGAUUUUUAUAGAUUUUGAUUUUUAUUAUAGACAAAUUAUGUAUUAAAAUAAUAAAAAUACUAAAUUGCUAUAUCUGAUAAUUAUGCAAAUUUACUUUUAUAAUAUUUUUUUUUAAAUUACUAUUUGAGUUAUAUAAAAUAAAAAAUAAAAAUUAGGUCAAAGUUCUACAAGUUAUUAAAUUGUUUAACUCUUAUAUAUUGAUUUGAAUAUCAUUCUAUUAUAAGCAUCCUCAUUACAAAAUACUUAAUUCAUUUGAUUUAACAGGACAAAAUUUCUAUAAAUUGUAAUAAAAUUUAUUCUUGUACAGAUAAGUAAUAUAGUUUCUGUUUUCAUUACUAACUUUUAGAUAUUGAUUAGUAUUUUUCUUUCAUUAUUAUAUCUUCAAUUCAUAUUUUAAACAAUAUAAUACUUUCUUAGAUAAUGAAAAUAAUUUAUAAGUAGAUGUUUUAUAUAUAAUUAGAACAAAUAAGUAAAAAAUAAUUAUAUUACUUUUAGUAGUAUUCUCUAUUAUGAAAAAUAGCACUUGUUGAAUAGAAAAAUAAUUAAAUAAAAUAAAAACUAGAGUCUCAUUUUCGUAACAAGAACAGAAAAUGAUUUUGAUAUAAAUAAUAUUGUAAUAAUCAUUAGAUUUACGAUAAAAUUACAUCUAUGUUUAUCAAGCUUCAUCCAUUUUACAAAACAUGUUUGCAUUUGCCAAUGGCAUAAAUUACCUGUAAUAAUCAUCUAAAAAUAAAUGAUACUUCAUCUUUCUCUA